Messenger RNA from Labrus mixtus (cuckoo wrasse), 3149 nucleotides. RefSeq names its product exocyst complex component 1 (gene exoc1). Gene Ontology annotation, biological process: Golgi to plasma membrane transport; exocytosis. Lineage: Eukaryota; Metazoa; Chordata; Actinopteri; Labriformes; Labridae. The transcript has 21 exons. Gene Ontology annotation, cellular component: exocyst; plasma membrane. Gene Ontology annotation, molecular function: phosphatidylinositol-4,5-bisphosphate binding. Bases 100 to 2883 code for a protein of 927 amino acids. The record is from RefSeq and is a predicted model, not a curated record.
UGACACCUUUUGUUGAAUCUCAUGACAGCUGAACCCGGAAGUGGGAGGGUGGUGUUUUGCUAAGGGCUGGUGGGCUGAUAAAACAAGGCAGCAUCCACCAUGACAGCCAUCAAGCAUGCUCUCCAGAGGGACAUCUUCACUCCCAACGACGAGCGUCUCCUCGGCAUCGUCAACGUCUGCAAGGCGGGGAAGAAGAAGAAGAACUGCUUCUUGUGUGCCACAGUCACCACGGAGAGGCCUGUCCAGGUGAAAGUGGUUAAAGUGAAGAAAUCCGACAAAGGAGACUUUUAUAAAAGACAGCUGACGUGGGAGCUCAGAGAUUUGACUGAAGUAGACGCCAAAGAUGCGAGCAAGGAGAAUCCUGAAUUCGAUCUUCACUUUGAGAAAGUGUACCGCUGGGUGGCCAGCAGCACAGCAGAGAAGAACUCCUUCAUCUCGUGUAUCUGGAAGCUGAACCAGAGAUACCUGAGGAAGAAGGUGGAGUUUGUGAAUGUCAGUUCUCAGCUGCUGGAAGAACUUCCUAAAGCGGAAGAGUCGGUGCCGAGUGGGGAGAGUCAGAGCGUUGCCGGGGGCGACGAGGACGCUCUGGACGACUACCAGGAACUGAGCACCAGAGAGGAGCAGGACAUCGAGGGCAUGAUGGAGGUGUGCGAGGACGCCAUCUCCAACGCCGAGGCCUUCGCAGAGCAGCUCAGCAGGGAGCUGCAGGUCCUGGACGGGGCCAACAUCCAGUCCAUCAUGGCAUCGGAGAAGCAGGUGAACAUCCUGAUGCAGCUGUUGGACGAGGCUCUGUCGGAGGUGGACACCAUUGAGGGGAAGCUGAGCAGCUACGAGGAGAUGCUGCAGAGCGUCAAGGAGCAGAUGGACCAGAUCUCCCAGAGCAACCGCCUGAUCCAGAUCAGCAACACCAACAACGGCAAACUGCUCGACGAGAUCCAGUUCUUAGUGAACUACAUGGACCUGUCAAAGGGACACAUCAGAGCGCUGCAGGAGGGAGACCUGAUGUCUCCUAAAGGAAUCGAGGCGUGCAUCAACGCCUCUGAAGCUCUGUCUCAGUGCAUGAAUGUCGCCCUCAGACCGGGUCACGAGAAACUGAUGGCUGUGACGCAGCAGCAGCUCCUGUUUGCAGAACUGAGAGACACAUUCGCCCGCCGCCUCACAAAUCACCUCAACAAUGUGUUUGUUCACCAGUUCAACCACUUCAGUCACUUCAAAAUGACCAUCCCUCAGUUCUAUAGGUCCUCCUGUCUGUCGCUUCCAGGCCACGAUCAGAGCUCCACCCUGUCGCAGCACACGGCCGAGCUGACCCUGCCCAAACACAGCCCCCUCCACAGAGACCUGCUGCGCUAUGCCAAGCUCAUGGAGUGGCUGAAGAACACACACAGGGAGAAGUACGAGGGUCUGUCCAGGACCUACGUUGACUACAUGAGCAGAUUAUACGAACGAGAAAUCAAAGACUUCUUUGAGGUCGCAAAGAUAAAGAUGGCGGGGACAACAAAGGAAGCCAAGGGCAAGUUUGCCACGCUUCCGCGGAAAGAGAGUGCACUCAAACAGGAAACAGAAAGCCUUCACGGCAGCUCUGGGAAGCUCACAGGCUCCACCUCGAGUCUGAACAAGCUGACCGUGCAGGGCGCCAACAGCCGGCGCUCCCAGUCCUCCUCGCUGCUCGACAUGGGCAACAUGUCCGCGUCUGACCUGGACGUGGCCGACAGGACCAAGUUUGACAAGAUAUUUGAGCAGGUCCUCAGCGAGCUGGAGCCGCUGUGUCUUGCAGAACAAGACUUCAUCAGCAAGUUUUUUAAGCUGCAGCAGCACCCGACAGUUACCCCGCCUCUCGCUCAGCCUGAAACAGAAGAAUUAGACGGAGGCACGCCAUCCAGAGUUGCCCCCCAGGCUGAACACAGACACUCUUUGUCAUCAGAGAAAGACCUGGUGCGGCUGAUGAUGAAUAAAAUCUUUCAGAGCAUCGAGACGGAGCUCAACAGUCUCAUCGCUCUGGGGGACAAAAUCGACAGCUUCAACUCUCUGUACAUGCUGGUGAAGAUGAGUCACCACGUGUGGACAGCGGAGAACGUCGACCCGGCCUCGUACCUCAGCACCACUCUGGGGAACGUGCUGGUCACUGUCAAGAGGAACUUUGACAAAUGCAUCUCCGGUCAGAUCAGGCAGAUGGAGGAAGUGAAGAUUUCUAAGAAAAGCAAAGUGGGUAUUCUGCUUUUUGUCACCAACUUCGAGGAGUUUGCUGAGCUUGCGGAAACGAUCUUCCGAAACGCCGAGCGCCGAGGGGACCUCGACAAAGCUUACGUCAAACUCAUCAGAGCCGUCUUUGUGAAUGUGGAGAAAGUAGCCAACGAAAGCCAGAAGACACCACGGGAUGUUGUGAUGAUGGAGAACUUCCACAAGAUCUUCUCCACACUGUCUCGUUUAAAGAUCUCCUGCCUGGAUUCAGAGAGACGAGAGGCCAAACACAAGUACACCGACCACCUGCAGUCCUACGUCAUCAACUCUCUGGGACAGCCUCUAGAAAAACUCAAUCAUUUCUUUGAAGGAGUCGAGGCUCGUGUAGCUCAGGGUGUUCGCGAGGAGGAAGUGAGCUACCAGCUGGCCUUUAACAAACAAGAGCUGCGAAAAGUCAUCAAAGAAUAUCCCGGAAAAGAGGUGAAGAAGGGCCUGGACAACCUGUACAAGAAGGUGGACAAACACCUGUGUGAAGAAGAAAGUCUGCUACAGGUGGUGUGGCACUCCAUGCAAGACGAGUUCAUCCGCCAGUACAAACACUUUGAAGACCUGAUCGGAAGGUGUUACCCUGGAUCAGGAAUCACCAUGGAGUUCACCAUCCAGGACAUGUUGGAGUAUUUCUCCAGCAUCGCUCAGUCUCAUUAGUCUAACUGCUCUGCACUUUGAGUAACUGAUGCCUCACACUGGCAGAAAAUACACUAGCUUCUCAAAAACUACUCUCUAAUGUAUCUUUGAUCCUGCACAUUUCCUGUGUGUGUGUAUUUUAAUGAAAGUGAUGCAGAUUUACCUGCAUCUUGUGUGUGCCUGUUCUCUUAAGAUUCAAACAUCUGCUCUGUAUUUUGUUUAUAUUUUUAUUUCUUUAUGCCAUAUAGUAUGUACAUAAUAAAUUCACAGUUGCUGACUCAUUCAAA